AUGGCUUCGCGGCCUGCUGGCCUAGCGAACAGAGGAAACAACAGACUUCAGCUGCCCCCAGUUCAGCAGAAAUCAAAAAUACCUGUCAGAAUAACGCAGUUGAGUAGUGACAGGGACAAUAGUUCAUCUUCUGUGGACGAAAUGAAGAAAACGAGACAUUUGCCUAGGGAUGGCGCGGACAAGUUUCCGCUUUCAAGAAUUCCCGUCGCAGCUUGUGUUAAAAAGAAUAUCAAGGGCAGUGAGAGAUUAAUCAGGAGUACACAGCCGACAGGAGAACAGAAACUGCCAAAAGAAGAAUCAGGUAAACUAUUCUGAAUUUUCCCUCUGAGAGUUGAAUUGAGGAGGAAGGAUAUUUGCCUCAGCUGAGCAAUGUUUGUAUAGAAAUUGACGCGUUUUCAAUAUUUAAACCAGGCCAUCUUCGGAUGGAUAGUGGGGGCGAGAGAAAGUCUAAAAGAGCGGAAAAAACGCGCAAAGAAAACGUUUAGACUUUCAUUCGCACCCACUAAUAACUGGGUCUCCGAGGAUGAAACCAGGCUUGUUCACAAGGUUUAGAGAUAGCAAAUUAAAAUAAAUAAAAGCCCAUUAUACGAAUUGUUUUAGAAAUACAUUUCAAAAACCAGCAAUCAGGGAUAUUAAAAAAAUAAUAAUGUUUCCUAAGAGAGACGGAUUUGAGAUUAUGGGAGAUAAGCUUAAAGUUUCUAAAAUGAACAAGUUAUUAGAGAGGGAAAUUUUAGGGUAAAGACUUGCUAGAGACCGCUUUCCGAGGGAUGUGAUUCGUUGACAAGAAGGUAUAUAGGCAAAAUGGGACCUUAUGAGGAAUGUUGCUUUAAUGUUAGUCUGAGAGGCAGACUUGCAAGACAGAACGCCUCUUUUUAGCGUUAUAAAGGUCAAUAGACCUCAAAAGUAUAGUAGAGAAUUGGGCCCAUUGAUUUGUGAGCGGGUCUUAUUAGACUGAGAUGCUUCUUAGAAUUUUAAGAAUGGACUUGGUAAAGAGAAUGGCUUAUUAUUAAUGACAGGUAUUUCUGAAAGGGGUUAUUAGUGAACGGGGCUCAUGCAAUAAUGCCUUUUUAGCAAAAUAGCUUUUGAGAGGGUGGGGCAUGUUGGAAGGAGGAGGUAUAAGAGAGUGGGACUUUAUCGGGGAGCGGGGUUUGAGAGAUAUGAAGGCUUUUUAGAAAUAGCUGCUUACAGGAGAAGAGAAAGGCUUAUUAGAGAGAACUGCUUAAGGAAGGGUCUUAUUGCAGAGAAGGACAUAUUUAAUUAGAUAAGUGGGCUUGUAAAGAAAGAGGAGCUUAUUAGGAAGAUGAAGUUAUUAAAGACGAGCACUUACUGUAGAGGCGAUAGACAUGAACCUAAUCUCUUUAACCUUUAUCUUUGAAGAUGAAGCUUGCGUGGCCGAGGAGAAUGACAGCUUCAAUACAGUGAGUGUCGAGCUCUCUUGUCUCGGUAAAGAUGGUGUGCAUUUCAUCGAGGAUGUGAUUUUUCAAGACCCAAGGAGCGUAGCUGAAAAUAAUGAUACCACCCUGACAUUGGAUAUUGGUAAAAGUGAAAGCUCAUCCCAUUCUCAUAAACACGAUAGAGCUGGAGGCAACGGUAAGGUUGCAAGCUUUAAGUCUCUGGAGGACGAGUUCAUUGAGGACUUUGAUUCCUUUUUGGACGGCGUAGAGGAAGAUAUCGGAGCCGAAGAAAACAAUGCUUUGGAAUCCAAGAAAGACCUAAACGAAAGAAUGACCGAAUUAAAUGACUCAUCUAAAACUGACAACAGUUUAGUCACCGACAAACUGGAACACGCGUGUGGGGAGGUAGCUGGUGUUACUGCAAGUGAAGACUCCAUUCAAUUCAUCUCUGAUGUCAAUUCAUUGCUGUCAUCGAGUGACCAAGAUGUCUCCGAUAUAGAACAUGAUGGUCUGUCAGAAAAGGACAAAGAUGACAAUGAAGACUCUUGGGACGCUUUAGAUGAUAUCAAACUACCCCACUGCCGAUUUGGAACUUGGGAUUCCUUUGUCAAUAAUCAUGUCUCCACCAGCUCCAAAGAUAUGAUUGGAACAUUAGCCUUGAAACAAGAAUACUCGAAAGACGAUUCUCUGACAUCUGUUUCUGAGUUACCCAGUGAGGAGCUAUCAGUCUGUGAUGAUCAGGUCGAAGUUAUUGACAACGAAGCUGCAAACGAUGAAAACUACAGCCUGUAUUCAAUGGAUGCUUUCGGGAAAUGUUGUGGAAUACCUCAGGGUUCGUUAGCAGCAGUGGUAAAUAUUGCUGAAUAUCUUUUACAAAGAGAGCUUUCUUCAUUACCUUUGGCAAAAAAAUGCUCGUCACACGAUUCUCUUACAUCUGUUUCUGAAUUGCCCAGUGAGAAGCUAUUAGUCUGUGAUGAUCAGGUCGAAGUUAUUGACAACGAAGCUACAAACGACGAGGACAACGUCCGGUAUUCAAUGGGUGCUUUCGAGGGAAGUUGUGGAAUACUUCAGUGUUCGUUAGCAGCAGUGGUAAAUAUUGCUGAAUAUCUUUUACAAAAAGAGCUUUCAUCAUUACGUUUGGAACAAAAAUAUUUGUCACAAGAUUCUCUUACAUCUGUUUCUGAGGUGCUCAGUGACGAGCUUUCAUUUUGUGAUGAUCACGACAACGAUACGACUGACAAUGAAUUUAUAGAAGAUGAGAACAACGGCUUGUCUCCAGUGGGUGCUUUAGAGGGAUGUUGUGGAAUACGUCAGAAUUCGCAAGCAACAGUAGUAAAGGUUACUGAAUACCAUUUACAAAAAGAGAAAUCAGUUGCUUUGGAAGCUACAGUUGGGUUGAACAAUACAAGUCCGUCCAGCGUAAAUAAGGAAGGACACGAGAGCGAUGAAUUUUCGUUGAGCAGUGCGAAAUUUCAAGUUCUAAUUGAACACAUGAAGGAAAAGAACGAUGCACUACAAGAAAUUGUGGACUUUACUAACAGGGAGAAUGACAAGUUGCUUGAUCAAGUGAUAGCGAUGAAGAACGAAGCUAAAAGAACUCAGAAAGAAAAAGAAAAUUUGAAGACUGAGCUGGAAAAUAUGAAACGUGAAAUUGAGCGUCAAAAAUCAGCUGAAGAAUACAAGGAAAGGGAGUUAAAAAAUCUUAGAGGAGACAUUGAGACAAAAGAGGAAAAAUUAAAGGGUCUGGAAGACGACCUGGACUAUACGCAGAUGGACAAUAACGAUCUUUCGUACGAAAUUGAUUCGUUACAGGAUAAGCUUAAAGAAAGCGAGGAAAGCAACGAAUGCUUAAAGGGUCAAUGUUAUCAACUAGAACAGAUGGUCAAGGAACUGAAGACCGUUGCUUCUUGGGAAGCUAGUGGUCAUGAUUACGGGUAUCUGCGAGAGGAAGUUGAGCUGCUUAAAGGAUCUCUGGAUUUAAGUAGACAUCAAGAGGAGUUAUUAAAACAUCAAGUGCAUGAGUUGAAAGACUUGAAGACGUUUAGAGACCGAAAUGACGAGCUUGAAGGCAGUUAUAAGGAACCAGAUACCAACGAAGAAGACCCGCUGGGUCAGAUGAAAUAUGAGUUUGAGGAAACUAUAAAGCAACUGAAAGAAAAACUAGCUACUGUUGAAAGAGAAAAGGUAAGGAUGAGUGCGGAACUUCAUGCUGCAAAAUUGAACGUGUCUUUUGGUGAAAACCAACUCUGUGCAAUGAAAGAAGAAAAAGAGCUGAUCGUAGAAAAAUUUCAGGACCAGCUAGUUUCUCUUAGGAAGGAAAAUUCCAGCAUGAUUACAGAACUGUCAAGAAUGUCAGACAAGGAUACAGAAGUCCGUGAACUGCAGAAACAAAUAAAAGACCCGACAGGGAAAAACGCGCAUCUUCAACACAAAGCGUUGGUAGGUAAAAUGGAGCAGACAGCGGAUGCAGAAAAUAUUCUUUCGGAAUCAUCAAGCGUAGACAACAAGAUACUAGAAGGAAAACAGAAGAAAUACAAGAAUCAGAUUAAGAAGCUGAAAAAGCGCAUCCGAAAGAACGAGCGCGAGAUUGAACAAGUAGGCAGGUUUGCUUGGCAGGGAGGUCGGGAUGAUAGAGAUUCAACAGUAUGGUUGACUUUGCUUAAAGAGGAAAGGAAAGAAUUGGCUUAUGCAAGAAACUCCUUGAGAGUACAAACCGAAAGACUGCAGAAGAAAGAGACCGAACUAGACUUCACCAAAAUGUGCCUGCAGCAAAAAGAGGAGGAAAUGGAGCAAACGCAGGAAGGUUUAAGACUAAUGGAGGAGACUGCUGAGUCUCUGAAACGUGUUGUCAGUCAGAUGGAUACCAUUCUACAGUAUGCAGAUUCUCACACCGUGAAUUCGGACAUUUCGUCAAUUGUAGACGAUUGUGAUCGCGAUGACUCAAAUGAUUCCUUGAAUACGGACAUCUUCUUACUCAAUGAAGACGAACAUAGUGAGACUGGAGAUGAAGAGGACAGAUCUGAAAUGAGAUCUUUUUUGAUAGUUGGGCGUGAAGACAAGACCAUGAAGUAUGUGGAAAAUGAUGAAGAAUUAGACGAAGAUAGUGAACACACAGAAGUGAGUUCAGAUGAUAUCUGCCGCAGGCCGAUGAAAUUGCAAGUCGCUCAACUAAACCAGACCUUAAAGAAUUCUUUAGGCAAUGCCGAGCUCCUAAAGGAGUCCCUUCAAUUAAGAGAAGAACGUUGGGAGGAGAAAACUAGUGAUCGAGACUAUGAAAUAGAUGACUUGAAAACCCAAGUAAGAAUCAGAGAUUCUGAAAUAGAGUCCUUGAAUGGAUGUGUGGCGCAGUUGGAGAACGAAAGCAUUGCAUAUAUUGAAAUGCUUAAGAAAGAAGUGGAAAAUACAAAGAAUUUGUUGAGGGAAAAGGAGGCAGCACUGGUGCGAGCAGAACAUAUAGCAAGGGAAUCUCUUGAAAAUCCGGGGAUUAGAGAUCAUUGCCAAUUUGAUGAAAGGGUAGAUUUUGUGGGAAAGCCUGAUGCCAUCGUUAAGAAGCUUCAAGAAAAUCUUGAAAGUGCUCAAAGACAACUGCUGCAAAAAGAAGCUACGUUGAAGGAAACUGAGGCCUUUCUAACGACACUCCUUGCUAGUUCACAUUCAAGAGAUUUUAAUGAGUUUCUUUACAAAAUCCAAAGUAUACCAGAGGCGAUAGAUAAUGAAAAAGCAGACAAAACGUCACGUCCUGCUACAGCAGAGGCAGAAAACAAUGGCACUGUGGAGCAUCUUAAAGAAAAACUCCAAAUCACGGAAACAACAUUGAGUGAAACAAUAAGAGCAUUAGAGAGAGCACAAGCAGAGCAAGCAAUUAAAGCAUCUCUUCUAGAGGCCGCGGAGGCAACACACAGUGGCAUUGUAUCACAACUUGAAGAAAAAUUGGAAGAGACGCAAAAUAGACUCAAGGAAAAAGACGACGCUCUGGAAACAGUGCAAACUAAGAUGGCAUCACUCCCUGCUAGUUCUGAUGGUGACCAUGAUGAAUUUGUUGAACAACUCCAAGAAAAACUAGAUAGCACUCAACGCUCCUUAAAAGAAAGGAUAGUUGCAUUGCAACAGGUGGAAGAAGAUCUACAAAUAAAAACGUCUCAUCUUGCCAAGGCAGAAUCAAAUCACACUGUGCAGGUGGAUCAGUUUGAAAAUACUAUAAAAGAACUUGAAAGAGAUCUGAAAAGAAUGGAAAGCUCGUUAAGAGAAAAGACAGACUCUUUGAAGCAAGCUGAAACACAAAUACAAUUUAAUGCGUCGCUUCUGGCUUUCGCACAGGCAGAAAACAAUGACCUCAUGGUAAAGCUUGUUACCAGGGAUGGGGAACUUCAAGGUGAUUUGGAAAGGACUAAGAAUUUGUUGAAGGAGAAGGAAGACAAGCUGAUGCACGUGAAAGAAGAGUUAGAGGUUAAAGCGAGGCUAGCUGCUUCUGCAGAGAACAAACUUGAAGGAAUUGUAAGCCAGCUGGAGUGUGAAUUGAAAAGCUCUAAAAUCUCCUUCGAGGAGACCAAAGCAUCGUUGCGACAAUCAGAACAAAAGCUGAAACGUAAUGAAUCUGUCCUAGUGAGCACAGACGCUAAAUUAUGUAUCCGAGAAAAGGAAAUUAUGAAACUGAAAUCAGACAGGACUAAUCUCCAGUCAUCAAUCAAACGUCUGGAAGGAGAGCUUGAAGAAACGAAAAGCCGCCUGAAAGAAAGGAAACAAACUUUGGAAACGACAGAUAUGGAAUUGCAGAAACAUAAAGACAUUGUACGACAACUGGGGAGUGAAUUGAAAAUCUCUAAAAACUCUUUAAAGGAAACGGAAGCAGCAUUAGGACAAUCAGAAGACAAACUGAAAUUCAAGGAAUCUGUUCUAGCAAGCACAGAAACUAAAUUAUGUCUCCGAGAAAAAGAAAUUUUGGAACUGAAAUCAGACAGAACUAAACUUGAGUCGUCAAUCAAACAUGUUAAAGAAGAGCUUGAAGAAACGAAAACCUGCCUGAAAGAAAAGAAACAAGUUUUGGAAACGACAGAUAUGGAAUUGCACCUGAAAAAGUCUCUUCUUGCUGAUGAGGAAAGAAAGCGUAAUAAUGUUGUGACGCAGCUUGAAGACGAUCUGAAAGCAGUGCAAAACACUUUAAAGAACACAGAGACUAACUUAGAAAACACAGAAUUAGAUUUGAUUUCAAAAUCAUCGCUUGUUUCAAGUUUGGAAGCCAAGGUUUGUCUUCGAGGGAAUGAACUUGAGGAGUUGAAACUUUCUCACAAGGGCAGGGACCUGGAGUUAGAGCGUGUGUCAGCCUCCAUGGAAGAUCUUCAGAAGCUGAUGGAGAUUUCUGACACACUAAUUGCCGAUAAGAACAAGGAAAUUGUUUCUCUUAGGACGUGCUUGACGCAGCGAACCCGAGAGAUCCAGAAAAUGAAGUUUAACGAAGAACCUACACAAGGCAAGUUGCAGUUGGUUUCUGCUGAGCUUUCUCAAGCACACAAUGAAAAGGCAAAACUCCGAAGGGAAGUUACUGCUGCUGCCACUCGACUGGAGGAUCAAAAAAUUGCGGCAGACAAAGAAAGGAACGUUCAACAGGAACAAAUAAAUUCUGCUUUGGAAGACGUUAAAGGUAAAACAAAGAUUAUCCAGGACUUGAAUGUGAAGAUUAAGGAGUCCAGUAUUCAGGUGUCCAAGCUUGAGUGUGAUAAACGAGAGAUGGAGCAAUAUAGCAGACAGUACAAAGAAAGAAGAACAAACGAGAUGAAAUGGUUAAAGCAGGCUCUGAAAGCCUCGCGUGAAAAUAACACGCUGUACGAGAAGAGGAUUGCUUCAAAGAGGCAGGAAAAUGCUGAGUUGAAAAGGGAGAUCCAAAGAUUGAACAAUAAAUUGCUGAAGAAGGAUGCAGUUGACAUGACUAAAGAUGCAGCAGUAGAAGUGUCUUCUCGACCGCUUAUGGUAAGCUCAUGACCAGAUAUCCAAUAUUUAUGUCGCAGCAUGUUUGAAUGAAGCUGGUCAGAAAAGCCCAUAAGUAGCGGAUUACAUUACUAAGAUCACCUCUGAAUUGUCGCAUGCCAUGUAAUCAGUGAUGAGUGCGUGAUUAGCCUGUUCCAGGCGCCCCGCCCCUUUUUUUUUUUUUCCCUCUCGUUCUUUACUCCGCGCUGCUCCCUACUAUCAGCACUCCAGGAGCAAGCUAUUGCGUGUUUAGAUGUUAUGAAAUUGGUUAAGAUAAUAACAAUGAUGCCAUCCUUAGAACCACAUUCUAUAUAUGAUAUUUUUAACAGUACCGCAAUAAAGUACUGCUCACUAGCUUUCAUUUGAAUGGUCACACUUUAGGAUUUCAUUCACAGACUCAAAAGUUAGAACCACCUUGUAUAGCAUGACAAACCUUGCCAGAGGAAAAGAUAGUUGCAGAAGUUUGCUGCAGCAUUAUCAUAUUUGAUUUGAAAUUUGUGCCAACCAGGAAAGACCAAAACAGGAAACUUUCAUGAUAUUCCUCUCUCUUUCUGAUUGUGUCUGUAGUGGGCUACAUUAGACGCUCAGGCCCUAGAAGCCGUGAGGAAGAAAGAAGUGCAUACAUCACAGAAGCAUGCAACUAAACGGUGAGAAAUGAAUUCUUUAACUUAUUUUCUUUUUCUUUAUUGGACAUUUUGAGGUUAUCUGAGAGACUGGGUCGGCUUGUGUUGAACUGCACUGUGGGACGUGUUUUGGGGAAAUUUGUCUUUUGCCUUUUCAAAAAUUAUGCAUACAAAUGCCCAUGGAAAUGACGACAGUUCUCUCGGUAUGAGAGAGCUUUAUAUUUGAGGACGAGACCGAGUACGAGUACGAGAUUCAAGUCAAAGUUUUUGUGCGUGUUCUAAAGAAAAAGACACCCAGGGGAGCUUCAUCUUACUUUUUUUCACCUAAAAAGUUGGUACGGUCAUUUAUACUGAAGGAGGUUAAGCCUUCUUCCGAUGGCACAAUGAUAAAACUUUUAACAUUUGAUAACUUGCUCACGCUACUACGACAUUGUCGCUAAAACUCGUAGUCUGAAGUAAUAAAGUGUUUGUUUCUUUGCCAAUAGGUAUUCGGGGAACCAGUCAAACCAAUGCUUGUCAUUGCAAAGUACAGAAAACAAUAACUGUGUAACUGCCUCCACUGCAAAACACGUGACUGUUAGCGACUGGACCAAACCAGUGCUGCUAGAGAAAUUUCCAUAUAAAAUUUGAAAACUGUAUUGCAGGCAAAAGUCUGUAAAAAGAUAUUCAGUUUACUUAAACUAAUUGCAAUAAUGACAUUUGAACUAUCUAGACAAAGGGAAUUAUUAUGAAACUAUAAGUAAAUGAUAUCAACAAUUUUUAAUUUCAAAUCCAAAAGCUAAUUUUCUAUAUUGGCAUAUCUUAAUGCAUUAAAAUAAGCAAUCAAUUAGCUCGGCCGAUUCUUUUCAAUCUUCAAACCAUUUUGAAAUUCCCAAAUUCUAGUUUUAAUCUCUCAAUGGUAAAAGUUUUUGCACAUACAACAAAGCGUGCGUCAACUGUUACUAUUGAGUUUUAUUAUUAAAAAUCUGGUUAAGUAAUUUAGUUUUACAUACUUUUGUAAAAACGCCUUUUUAAAUUUUUAUGGCUUUGUUUUUCACGUCGUUCUUUCCUUUUUUUCAACGAAAUGGGGAUGAAAUGUUCCAAGCAGCAAACAUCUGACAGUAAAAGAAUAGAACUAUUCUCUUUCUUUCAUUUGUUUCAAGAAUUUAUAUAAAUUCUUUGUUACCCUUUUUUAAACUAAAAUCCGAAUAUAAUUUGUGAAUUGUUGUCUACUUAAAUAAGAAUCUUUCAUUCUAAAACGGCAAAGACAUGUUAAAUAUGCAUUUUUAUUAAACUAAAAUUGAAAAUCCAUUUCAAAUUAAUGCAAAUUGCUUUCGUAUUUGUGUGUUUAUACAUCAACCUCGUCCCAAGGGCGCUUUUCCCUGCCGGGAAAAUUAAACGCACUGGGGACGAGGCUUAUAUGUUUGUUAGAUAUAAAGAGAAUGAAAAAAUAUUCCGUCCAACUUGGCAAAUUGUAUUUUUUACGUGUAGAUAAAAAUCGAUUUUGUUUGUUUCAGUACAUUUGUAAUAAUUAUAUAAAAAGUUAGAGAGUGGAAGAUAUUCCACCCAAAAUAUGGUAAAUUUUAUUUAUUAACGUGAAAUAAAAUUAACAAAGCUAUAUGUGAGUUUCGGUUUUAGUGUUCUUAACGUCCCCGUAGCGUCCCUACUUCAGAACUUUGAGGGGUUUUUAGCAUUUGGUGUCAUGUCGAGGUGGAGGAACAGCCUACCCGAAGAUGUGAUCUUAUAUAUCGAUCACACCUCGCACUCCCGGACGGGGCUCGGUAUGAAGAAUAUAUAUGAAACAGCAAACUGAUCGUUACGGCAAGGCGAUGAAGGAGUAAACAAAAGAAUAAAACAAAAAAAUAUUUUCUUUUGAUUACUUCUGCAUCGUCCUGCCGUAACGAUCAGUUUGACAUUUCAUAUAUAUUCUUCAUACCGCACUGAUCCAGGUCUACAACUUGGAGAUCCGGCACCACUCAUUGGUUUGUUGCUGUGGACUUUUUGACAUUUUAUAUAUCUCGGUACGAAGGCCACCGGGGACACUUAUCGUGACUGGCUACAGGCUGCCCAUAGCAACCAACACCUUACUAACCAACGUCAAGCUUUCAUUUUCAAAAAUACUGAUCUGAUAAAUCGGUGAUUGAUCUACCCCGCUAACUUUGCAAUAAAGCUUUUUUUGAACGACGCUUGUAAAUCAGAGAUUCUCCCACGCCAUUUAAUUUUCUCCUUUAAUGGACUCUUCUUUGAGAUGAAAGCGCCCCCUAAAACGGACCCCGGUGGCUUGAGUUGGGAACUGCCGUUGUCCCCCGGUCAAUUUUUCGUUUGUCGGGUCGGAGCCGACACUGAACUAAUGUUUAUACGGGGAGGCUCUGCCCCGAGGUCUAACCCCUUACCCUUUUACAUACCACUUUACACGAAAAAGGUACCCCUUUCGUAUACCUUCUAUUGACAAAUGGUACCCCUGUCACAUACCUUGUUUAGAACUUUGCAUCCCUUUUAAAUGCUGUAAAUGCACUAUCCAUGUUUUAAAUAGGAAUCAAUCAUAAAAGUAUAACUUUUUCCCCACUUUAUAAAGCCAUAGAAUCCAUCUGUUAGCCUUUUUGGGCCCUUUCACAGACCCAAAUGACAGAUUUCCCGGAUCUUUAUACCUUUCUGGGAAACUACCACCUACCCCUCCCCUAAGCCAUACUUCUCACUUAGGGCAAAAUGGUGGCUUAGGGGAGGGGUAGGUGGGCAGUUUUUCAGAAACGUACAAGGAAAGCCUGAAAAAGAUACCCAUUUCAGGCGCAGCCUCCCCGUAUAGGCCAUUAUAGGGAGUAUUCCCCUCCCGGGGGUAGGACACCAAGUAGUCCGUCUGUACCUACAUCGGGAUCCUUUUUAGCGGAGGGAAAUAAAAUUAACCUGGAUAGGUGAUUUCUUUGAAGGGUUCCUACGGUUUUUAGCUGUAUACGUCUCCGUGGCGCAAUCGGUUAGCGCGUUCGGCUGUUAUUCUUGUUCAUGAUACCGAAAGGUUGGUGGUUCGAGCCCACCCGGGGACGUUUCGUUCAGUUUUUUGUUUUCUGAAUUCCGAUCCGAACUUUUGAUAUAGCUGACGUACAGGACAGUGAUAGGGCAUAGGGAUACGUGCGAGUGUAACUGAGUCAGAACAGUUUUUUUUCUAAGGUCGGUUUAUGCAUCAGUCAAUUCCGCCUGCGCCCAGGCCCCCCCCGGGCUGACCCCCGGGAAUUAGCAUUUUUUUUGCCUUGGAUGGCAAAUUCCCGGGGGUGGGGACUCUUGAGCUGGCAAAUCCCCCGGGGUGGGGACGAAAAAAGAGGGCAAAUGCCCCGUCCUCCGUCAACAGUGCAACACUUUUUAUUGAUCGCACAGUCCAAUAGUGCCAUUUUAAUGUGCGAUUUUUUGUUUCAAUUAACGUCUUCCUUUGUAUAAUAGCGCUAGGAUUCUAACUAAGACUUCACGUCGCGACGACAUGCACCAGUUUAUGGUUUUAGUAUUGAUAUAAAAGUAUUGACAUUAAAAUUAACAGAGCGCUGUAAAGUUAUUUGUUAUGAAUAGUUUUAUAAAUAUGAAAGGGUGUUCUUCAAAUGAUAUCAACAGAAAGUUUAUUCAAUAACAAAAAAACGUUGAUUCACAUCGAUAGCUCCAAUUUCGCUAUGUAAUUCUGGCUUGAUAAGCAAUGAAGAAAUGCAUACAUACAUGUAAAAUCGUGAACAUGCCUUUACAACCUUCUACAAUUUAUUCCUGUCCUUGACAGAUGAGCCAAUCAGCUUUUUUUUUCCAGUAAAACCUUCUGUGUAGUUAUAUUCUGAUAGGAAACUGCGUGCGUGUCAAAAGCUCGGGAAUGGCCCGGGGGUUGGCAAAUACCCGGCCCCCGGGCAGUGCAAAAUUUGCAAAUGCCCCACCCCCGGGACUGACAAGGCGGGUAAAUGCCCCCCAGUAGCCCGGGGGGGGGCUGGGCGCAGGUGGAAUUGACUGAUGCAUUAGCAAUUGCUGAAUAUUGGCCAAGUGCGCGAAGAAAGUUGUUACUGGAGCCCAUGCGUGCGGGAGGACUGGGUAACAAUGUGACGUCACGUGUGUGUUAGCGACAGCUCCGCUUUUGCUCCUUUCCUUGACAACAAGACCUCUGUAAAAUAUAUUCAAGAGCCAGUAUCACUCGCUAAAAUCUCAUCAUAUCAACAUGUGAUAGUAGACACAGGUCUUUGGUCUCUAUGGCUUCCAGUUUGACUUCGGAAAAUCGCUUCAAUUCGCCGAGCUGAGGGCGAAACUCACACCACACAAAGCGCGCGCAAGCGGAGGACAGCGAAUGUGCAAGAUUACAUCAAACUACUUCUGAACAUCUGAGCGAAGGAAAGAUUAUCAACAUGAGUCACGCAGACCCAGGGUAAGUUUUUGAGCUAGCUUUCUUUAUUGACAAACGGGUAUUUUGUACGAAAAGUAUUAAGUGUCACGGAUAAACUGUUAGUUGUAAUUCAAUUUUGUCAAUUCCGCCUCACAUUCAAUGUACGUAUCCUUACACUGUACCUCGACGGCCAACGAAUAAGCUCACAUGAUCUGAUCAGUUUCGUGUUUGAAUGAUUUGAAAUUUGGUGUAAAACUAAAUUUAGGUUAACUGAUAAGGAAGCUUAUAGUGUAUUUGUUUAAUCAAAAUCGUGGAUAUCAAAUCUCCGAAAGGCUAAAACCUAUUUUAAUUGUAGCUCAAAGAAUCUCGGUCCUUCUAAUGUAUGUUGUUCGCUGCGUGUUUCAUGUGAACGUUAAGCUUCCAGAGUAAAAUUAGUUGCUAAGUAAAACCUCAGUUGUUGUAAAGGAAAAUCAGUUUAUCGACUCUGCGAGUUGGGGUGCUUUCACGAACGGAUUUCCAAUCCGAUAUUUUAAUACGAUUUACCUUAGUUAAGUUUAUGUUAUUCGUCAAUAAAACAAGCAUUGUCAAAUUUUCUGUAAUUUUAGCUAGAGUUAUUUGAAUCUUUGUAUUUCAGUGUUUGAACAGUGUAACACAACUCCUCGAAUUUAACCAUUUGGUUGCCAUUUCCAUGUUAACGAAGUGAUCGGCGAUUUUAUCAUUAAGCUUGAUUAUAUAAUAGAAACUGCUGUUGCAACUACAUAUGCUUUGAUGUAUUUUAUAGUCGAUCGCCGCAGAGCAACAAAACAGCUGGUUCUUAAUAGGACAGACUCGUGGAUUGCGAGGCGGUGGAUGACUGUAAGAAAUCGAGAAUUUAGAUUUCCGUACUCCUUUCUAAGUCUUUACCUCGUGGUGUAUUUUUUUUAAAAUUUUGUUUUGUUUAGACUCAAUAUGGCCGGUCAGUUUAAAUAACAAAACAAUGUCUCUUAAUUUUUAAGAGGGAUAUGUGAUCAAUAUAUUAUUUUUACCAUAGGCAUUAUUUGCAGAUAGGGAAAUGCAAAUAUACCAUCUUGCAGAAGAUACUGAAAGUAAAACUAUCAAGUCUAACCUUGGUAAACUAGCAAAUGUCACUAAAACAGAAAGAAUCCUAAUCAAUGAAAUAUAUUGCAAAAAAAAACGAUGACAACAAUACAGUGGAACCUCUAUUAAGCGGACACCUUCGUGACCUUCCCAAGUGUCUGCUUAACAGAGGGUGUCCGCUUAAAAAAGGAUUGUAAAAAUUGGGCAAUGUUUGGUAACGAUCAACAUUCAACGGUUACUCUGUACUUUAUGUUGCAUAUUGUUAAAGAAGGUAUCCAGAAUUCAAGUUCAUCACCUUUCAUUACCAACUUUAAUUUGUUUGUAAAUGCAAAAACACUAACUGACUUCAGUCCAUAGUUCAAGGACGUAAUCCAAUACUACUAUUGUCAAUUCAUUCCAGUGUCCGCUUAAUAGAGGUUUUUAACAAUAGAAAUUAGCCAAAUACAACUUAUUUUAGUGUCUGCGUCCGCUUAAUAGAGGUGUCCGCUGAAUAGGGGUUCAUCAUAAAGGGAAAUAUCAGACGUUCGUUUCGGGACCCGGCUUAGUGUCUACUUAAAAGAGGGUGUCCGCUUGACUGGGUGUCCGCUUAAUAGAGGUUUCACUGUAAUUAUAUUUUUUACAAUUACCCUUAGAAGACAAUAAAAAAUCCCUAAUUAUUGCACUGAAUUAACACCUCUGUGAGUGAAGUGAACAAAUAUAUUAUUAUAUAUUGUAUGCAUAAUUAUGGCUGUCACAGGUCCAAUCUAGGGAUUUCUUUUGGUUCUAUUUUUCUUCUGUUUUCCUAUGAAAGUAGUGGGGUCACAUUUAUUGUAGCUGUGGGAAAUCCCUGGCCCCCGACUCUUAAUGACAGCCCUGGCCAAUCAGAAGUGCAUUGGUUCUUGUACCAAAAGGUUCUUUUGUUUCGCCUGUUACAAAUUUGAAUAACAAAAACAUUGUUUGAAAAAGAGUGAUGUCUCCUAUAAAAACAAAUUCUUAAGUUCUCAUUCUUGACUUAUGAACUUAAUACAGUACUGAUACAGUACUUGUAUUCUUUAAUUCUAUGUGUUUAGUUAGAUAAUAAUUAUACUAGUGAUGAUGAUGAUGAUGAUGUUAAUGAUGUUAAUGAUGUUGAUGAUGAGGUUUACAUAUUUUUAGAUUAUGAAUUAAGGGUUGUUGUAAUAUGUACAUGUUAAAAUGCUAUGAUCACGGAUGCACAUAUGUAAGUCUACAACCUAUGUAUCUGAUGGAGAGAGUCAAAUUGCUCACUUUGGCCAAACACAAAUUAUACUAUUUUAUUGUUUUACAAUGAGAUUCUUCAAACCUGCAACUUUGUUGAUUCUUGCUUGAAUUAUAGAUUCAGCUUAGCAUUUAUGUGGAUACCUGACUGUGAUGACAGUACUAGUAUUUGUUUGCGACAAAAAGAUUUUAUCGAUGACUCAAAAAUGUGUCAUGAACUGUACAAUGUAAAACCUACUUACAAUUAUUAUUGAAUUGUUAACAAACAUUAGCAAUCAUCUCUGUUUUACCUUGCAGUCCGUUAGCCUCAUACAACAGCUUGCAGGACAAACACCUUGCUGGAUAUUUUUCUAAUUCUCGAAUGAAAAGGCAUUUAAAGAGAUCUGGAUUGGUAAGAUUUUGGGCACGAUCCAUUCAACCAAAAUUUCCGGAAAUUUCGGUCCAAAACUCAAUGGAUCGGUUCGGUCCAUCCGGAAAAGUUUCGAAAAAACUGGUCCACCUUUUGAGGUGGUCCUCUUUUCCCGGUCGGACCAGUCUGAAUUUUGGUUGAAUGGAUUGCGCCCUUUUUGUGAUAAGAAUGGACAACAUUUACCAAUUUUUUUUUAGAAGUAAAGUGUUUUUUAAAAAAUAAUAUAGAUAUAAAUGUAUAGUUACAAAUGUACUUGUAAUUACGUGUAAUAUUAUUAAAAAGACAGUCAUAUGUAAAGCAUCCAUGACAAAUAUGAUUAUCAGUACAAGAUCUUUUUCUUCUAGUCCUCAUAUUAUUACUCAUAUUGAAAAUAGAUGCCAGUUAAUAUGCAUCAACCGCAAGUACAUAAAAACAUGGGUAUGGCGAGACUUACAAAGUGAUGAACGAAUGAUGAAUUUUUUUUGUGACAUGAUAUCACCAACAGAGAAAAAUUUGAAGUUACCUCAUGUGAAAAUGGAUUAACAGCAAGUGUCACUGGUGAGGGGAUAAAAACCGUCUUUUGAUUAUUAAACAUUAUACCCCACAGGUCACCAAGGGAGGGAAAAUUAUUGAUGAGAAAACAUACAGGCUAAACAUGGCAAAAAAGGAACACCGAAAACAUGUGCGUGACCUUUUAGCAACCGCAAUUGUACACAAGACAUUAGAUGUAGAGGUAAGAAUUUGUAUCUAUGUAUAUGUAGCACUUUCUCUAGUUUGAGUAAAAAACAAUCUGCCAAUGUAUGAAAAUCGAUAUAGCACGCCUGCGGACCAAUUUUCUCUGAUUGUGUGAGUUUUAUUCUUAUUUUACCCAAAAAUAUGUUAACUCAGACCCUUAGAACGAAAACCAGUAAAAUGAAUAAAUGAUGCGAUCUCUGAUUUUGUGGAUAGUGUCAUUUUAAGGUGGCGUCUUCGGAAGACUUCGGACUUCUUCGGGAACUCUUGAGUCACUCCCAGGAUAUUGAUGAAAAAGUUGGCAGGUAUACAAUGAUGUAGUGUCAUUUUAAGGUGGCACUAACUCUUGAGUCUGUAUUGAUGAAAUCCUACAUGUAUGGUGACGAAAAAUGAAACCUCUUCAGCAAUAGUUUCACAAUCUCGACUGCCAUUUAAUUAGUAUGUAGUUCUGACUCUUGAGUCUGUGGAUGAAAUCCUAUUCUUAGCCUGAAUUUCUGACGAUAUUAAAUACUUCCGUCUCUGAGUCAUUUUUACUUCCUCAGGAGUACUUGUCACUGAGGGAGUAAAAACGAAUCAGAGUAAUCGUCUGAAGUUCAGGCUAUCCUGUGCUGUGACCAUUCAAAUGAAGGAUCUUUCGCAAAACUUGUGUUUUUGUAAAUUGUUUUUUAGCAUUUUACAUUUUGAGGAAGUUUUCAAAUUUGUUGAAUUCUGACUUUGGCCACUUUUCUAAGUUUCUAAACCGCUUGAUGUAUUUUUUUUUUAACGCUAGAGAGUACGACAGUAUGAGAUAAGAAAGAGGUUGGAUGAUAUCUACAAAGUGGAACUGGUUAGAAGAGUCAAGGUAAUAAAAUUAAUGUUCCUUUUAUUUUUAAUUAAAAUUGGGACAUAAAAAAGUAAUCUCAAAUUAAUGUUUUUGUCAGGCCCACUGAUACUGUGCAAAAAUAUUAGGAAGUAACGUUGUGCAGCGUAAAACGUAUAUCUGAGAUACCUUAGUUUUUUUUGCUACCAGUAAAUUGGGUAUAAAUUUAACUUAAUCUAUGUUUAUAAGAGUUAGUACUGUAUUUUAAAGCCACUGUAGUAUGGUCUUGAUGAUAGCUGUUACUAGUUUUCACCUACAUGUAUGGUUGUACAUAAAUUUUUUGGCCAACUGAAAUCAGUUAUCAUGGCCAUUUGGAUGUUGCUUAAUUUAGUCAGAAGAAGCCGUCUUUUCCUGUUUUUUUAUUUCUGGACGAACAAAUUUUAGCAACAAAAAAUAAGUUUUUGUUGAAUAUUUCUUUGAUUGUUAAUACUUUCAUCUUACACUGUAUUACAUGUAGUCAUAAAGCUAAGAGAUGUUAUAUUAGCCAUCUUGAACUCUGCUUCUUUCUGUGUCUUUGCUUCUUUAAACUUUCUUUUUCUUCUUUGAUCUUUCAACUGAGUUUUUCUUCCAUCCUCAUAGACAGCAGAACCUGAAUCAAAGGUGAGAAACUGUCUCUUUUUAAAACUCCUGAGCUCUGUCUUCCUCUUGACUUAUUCCAGUCCUACUUUAUUCUUAAGAUCUAACUAUUUUACAACACUGUGAUUGCAUGAUUUUGGGUGUAGUGGUGAAAGGGAAUUGGGGUUUUCUUUCUUUACAAUUUCACUUAUUUCUCAUUCAUGUUCCAAUAAUGGGUAAUGAAUUUUUCCCGGAAAAUGUCUUUAUUUGUAGUAAUGCUCCUAAUGUUUCACAUGAGAUAAUUUCAAAAGAACCAAAAUGUAUUAAAGCAAUCUGAACAUCAACAUGAAAUUCGGGUUUAAUACUUGUAUUAGACUAACAGACUAUCCAUUUUAAAAGUUAUAUGAUAAUUUCUAAUUGCACUAUAGGCCAUUUCACUUUGAUGGUUUUUUUUUUGUAAUUUUUCAUUGUUCAUGGUCUGAUAUUUAUUUUCAGGAAGGGAGAAAAAGAAAGGGCGAUGAAGAUAUUCUUCCAUUACUCUCACCCAGAGAGAGGACAGCUCAUCUACAGCGCAAAGCUGCGAAAGAUAAAUACAGAGAAAGACCUUCAACUGCACCAGCAGUCCUUGAGGAUAGUACUACAGAGGACGAGGGGCCAAUACAACCCUCUGAAAUAUACUAUGAUGAUGACACACAAAAGCUUUACUACAGGGUAAGUAACGAUAAAGUAAACUGCACUGUAGACAGCAGUCAGUCAGUAUUGUUACAAUGCAUUCUCUACCACAAUUCAACAGAGACAGUGCAACGUUGGUCCUCUACAUUAUACAAUGUACCAGUAGCCACUCAUGUAGCCUUUUUUUCAAAUAGAUAAUUGAAAGUUUUGGGUAUUAGCUUUAUCUUUUUAACGAUAAAUUUAGUUUAUUAGUUUAGUAUAUUAUUUUUUUCCUCCAUUUAUUUAUUUUACAAGCCAUUUAUAUUGUAUUACAAGAUUUGAAAAUGAAGAUGCUAUUUGUAGAAUUAAAUAAUUCAGGUUACAAGAAUAAAUGGAGAGGGCAGUAUAUAGUUAAACUAAUUACUUGCCCUUUGAUUAAAUAUUACAGGUUUAUUUAGGUUAAAAGUGAAUAAAAGAGAAAAGUAUAAACUCUAUAAACUAUGAAAAAUAUAAGUUCUAGGGAAAAUAUAACUAGGGAUUCUGUGAGUCUCUAGCUAUUGCAAAGUUCCAGCUUAAGAAGAAGAUAGUAAUCAGACAAGAUCCUGGUGGAUGCUGGGCAAGAAGUAUCUGCAGUUGCUUGAUUAAGUAUACUAUGAAAUGCACAGUCAGUCGUCAACAUAAAAUAUGAAAUAUUAUCUACAUGUAUUUUAAAUUUUCGAGUCAGUGGGUUGAUUAUGGGGCUUUCCCUUUCCUUUGGUUCUUGCAAGAGCUCUGGUGCUUAUAAGCUAGGAAAAGUAGCAUGUGCAUAUAAUGAUAAACAUGUGUAUUUUUGUUUAUGAUAGGUGGAAAACCCUUCACAGACAAAUGGCUACCUGAAGGAUGAGACAGAGGAGCUGGGACCCUCGCCAUACACAAGGGCCUACCCUGCUACCUAUCCAGCCCCUGCACCUCCCCCCUCAGGCACUCCUCGCCGAUCUAGAACAGCUGGCACACCAAGGAGAGGAGUUAAGCUCCAAAGGGUAUGAACUGCUGUUUACUCAAAUUUGAACCUCUCCAUGUGUAACUGCGGAUGUCAUUUUCAUCUAAUAUUUUCCAUCAAAUUGUUGGUUUUUUCACUGAAAUGGUCGUAUCAUCAAAACAAAAAUUGUGAAUUUGUGCAGCACACCUUUUGGUAUACACUAUCUCUUUGCUGUCAUUGCAAAAAGUUCUAAGGUUGUCAAACUUGUUUGAAAUGGCAAUAAUGCAAUGGUCACUGUAUCUCUAAGAUCAUUGUUUCGUCAUUGCAAGUUCAUACAGAAUGUCAAGAAGUCUUUUGCAGGAGUUUGCUUGCACAGAAAGUGAGUGAAUUAUUUUUGGUUUGACAUGAAAUAUUCACUGAAUUGUGCAUACAUUUACUAGCUUGUACUAGUGACACAGCAGUGUACUUGGCAUGUGGUGUAUGCUACUCUUUGCAAAUUUGUGUAUUGUAAACUUCUGCAUUGCUUAAUAUAAGCCCUGGGCUUAUACAACUUCUUAAGGGUUUUUAGGAGGGCAUAUAUCUAGGGGAUUUAUAACGGGAAUGCCUAAACACUAACUACCUAGCAGUACUGAUCAAAAUACUUUUUAUAUUAAGCUUAAGAAUGCUGUAAAAAAAAUCGAAUUUAUUUCAGUACAAGCUAGAAGUGGGCUUAUAUCCAGGGGGGCUUUUGACUGGAUGUAUUUUUCAUUUACAGGUGGAUAGGCCUAUAACAGGGGAUGGGUCUUAUAAGUGGAGGUUUAUGUUAUUUACUGUUCUGCAUUAAAGUUGUAAGUCUCACAUUAACUGUAUUACUUACUCUGUUUUAGUUUCACUAUCUGGCCAGAACAGAACCAGCAGUUGCUCGCAGAGUACAGGUAAUCAUCCCUUUGUUUGUUCAUGGUCUGAAAAAUAAUAAUCAGCAAAUAAAUUAUUGGAGCAGACAUUUUUAUGAUACGUGUUUUGGUGGUUCAAAAAUACAGCAAAGCUACAAAACCAAAAUCUCUAAAAUAGUGAAUUUCACCUGCAGUGCUGUCAACAAGCAAUGGUGGCUGAAAAAAGGCAUUGGCUGCUUGAAGAAUAAGUUGCAGCUGCUGCUUUCCCUCUACCUUAAUGAUGAAAUAAUUGGUUAUUCUACAGUACUCAAACCUGUUGCCUACCUCAAAUGUUUUUGAAAUGUCUGCAUAAGCAACAAAUAUUAAUGAUGAAGGUCAACAGUUAAGAUUAUGAGAGUAAUAAUUUUUUACUACCUGGCAAUGGCAAUGCACACAAUUACUUUAAAGAGCUGAAAUUCUGACAACAAAUUGAAAAUUAACACUCAGCAAAAUCCUCAGAUUUGUUUGUCUUUUGUCAUUAAAAUGCCAUGUUUGUCAGACUUUCGUCUUUCAAAUGACAAUAAAGGUAUAAGUCAUACAUUGCAAAUAUAAGUCAGUCUGAUGUCAUUAAUUUUUGCACUGUGCUAUUAUCAAGGGUAAUAGGUCUUGAAUGUUAAACAGAGUAAUACAGUUUAGGAAAACUCAGAUGUUAAUAAUAUGCAAUGUUUUUUUGUUUUCUUUAGCUUCAGUCCAUGGCAGAGGUGACAAUGAAAUUUCUUGGUCCAAGCCUUAUUCUUACUAACAGCAUGUUCCCAGAAGACAGACUGUCAGAAGUAAUGGUUUUACAGCAACACUGUGGAGGCAGUACUCUUUGUGUCUUCCGGGAACUUCUACCACCAAACAGUAAGACCUGCUAUUUAAUCUAGUGGUAACCAUGGACUAGAAGCCACACAGGCGUUCAAUGCGCCCCAUUUGCAGUCUUUUAAUUGCUAGGCAGUACCAUAAUUCGGCAGACCAUGCAAUGCUAAUGUUUGUGAUGUGUGUGCUUUUUUGGCACUUUCACUUUUUGGAAUUUGUGUGAUUAAAUAAUUAAUGUUAAAUUUUACAUGCUUUUUAAAAGUAUUGUUUAAGUCUUCAAGAUGUCUUUUAUUUGCUCUUAUCCUUGGACCAAUAUCUUACAGUAUAUAAUAUAUUACUGUAUAUCCAAUAUUUUUUCUGUGUGUGUACUUACAGUCAGUCUAGUGAGGAUAAGUAGUUGAUUAAGGCUAAAUCAGGGAGGCAGAAUAAAUGAAAGUGCAAUCAUUUUAUUCCACUCCUGUUCAUUCCCAGUUACUGUAUUAAUGCAUACUUGUUAUUACAGCAAAUAAUGAUUACAUAGGUUCAUGUUUAAUAACAUAACGUACAUGUAGGUAGUUCAAACUGAAAUUUAGGUUGAUUUUAGUGUAGUUCUAAUUUUGCUCAAUGGAAAUUAACAAUCAAACUAAUUUAAAACCAUUUUUAGUUGAAUUUCAAAUGAAUGUGAGGUAAACUGUAUCUGGUCUUUUUCUCAGUGUAUUAUUAUUCUUUGACAAUACUUUGUUGGCAUGGUCAAAAAACCUGUAUUAUGGACAGUUUGCUUUGUUCCUGGGGAAAGGAGCCUUACAUUUUUCUCAAAAUUCAACAAACUUUAUAUGGACACUGUCUAUGAUCCCCUUAUUGUCUGUAUGUAAUGGGUUGGACUGUAGAUAAAAUUUGUUGUAUAGCAAUCCGGUGCUACUUUUCCAUUUGUAGCAAUCUUCACAUUCAUUUCACGGCGGCACAGAGGAGCCCCAUUUGGCCUGACAUUUUACAUUGAUGGCAUGCAAGACAUUCGUUUAAGCUCAUGCUGUGAGUACAAACAUAAACCUAGCCACAUUCUGGGAGGAAAGAAUGGCCAUUUUCAGUUUGUUAUGGUAGAGGGCGCUGCACCUUGUUACAGGUGUCAAAUUGCAUCAGCUCAUAAAGGUUACAAAAGUAAACAUAGAGCAAGCCGGGGUAAUGAAGAAGAUGAGAGAAACAAAACCUUUCUGACAGAGGCAAGUGGAAGCUUUUUAUCUUAGGCCAUCAUUAAUAAAAUAAAGGCGAAACAUAAACUUGAAGCAUGCCGAGGGGCCAUUAAACUAUCAGUGGUCCUACAUUUUGUCACCAUGCUUCCUUGUGCAUGGCACUUGCCAUGCAUGCUCGUGUAUUUCUGUCCCUAAACUAUAACUGGGGUAAACGAGAGCCUACUCUUAGUGUAAGGGGCCAUUUGCAUAAAUUUUAAUGUAGGGCUUCUGAUGUAGGACGUCUGAUGUUAAGCCCACUCAAACUUUUUAUUUGAAUGCCAGGUAUUGGCAGUCAGAUCCGUUGUUACAUUUUACAGUCUAUACUCUCUAAGGUGGACAACUUUGGGACUGCAGUCUCUAUGUGUCCAUCUUCUAGAGGUGUCCAGCUUAUAGAGGAUCAACUAAAAGUCGUACAGAAAGGCAGGGACCAACCUUAGGUGUCCAUUUUAGUGAGGGGUAUGUUUUUACGAGGCUUCUGGUGGGAGAGAGUCGACUUUAUCCAACUGGCCCUAGGUAGUCUCUGGUGUGAAUAUUCAAUGCAAGUUGCAGAUGGUGAUGAUGAUGUUGAUGGUGAUAAUAAAAUAUUCUUUUUUAUUAUUCUUUUUAUUUUUUAUUAUUGUGAUUAUGAUGAUAAUAAUGAUGAUGAUGAUGAUGAUGGUGAUGGCACUGAUUAAUGUAAUGAUGAUUGUGAUGCUGAUAAUGAUUCUCAAUCCACUUGACAUAUGGCCUUCUCCCCAGCUUAUAAAGUUUUAUUUUUUUUAGGCUGUGAAUGAACAAGAGCAGGAAGAAGGAGAAGAGGAAGGGCAGGUGUUUGAUGUCAUCAUAACAAAAAUCAAGCCACCAGGCGAUGAUGAUGCAGAUCAACAGAAAGGUACAACCUACAGGCUUUUGCUUGUAUGAUUUCUAUCCUUAAAUCCUUUCCAAUACUUAUCCUCUGUUUGGUAGUUUAGUUGUUUUAGCUGUGAUCAUAUUCAACAGACCUGGCUGUUGCAGCUAGCCAUUCAUGUGGUACAAUACUACCGUGUUGAAGAGCAAGGAGUGUACUGGGGCAGAAAAAACAAAGAGCUUGCUUCAUUUAACCCUUUAAGCCACAAGAUCCACAUACAAAUUCUCCAGACUGAUCUCCAUACUUUUCCUUCAAGAAUAGUUAAGAGAAUUUGGUUUAAGAUCAAAGCAUUCUCCCUUUGGUAAUCAAUUUAGUAAAUCUCAUAACUUUUACUCUUGAUGAUCUGCUAAUGUUGUUAGGAGAAAAUUGAUGUUGGUCACUCUUCGGACCUAAAGGAUUAAAACGGAAAUCAGUUCCUUUGUUUGUGUUGUUCCAGUGCAACUCUUGUGCAUGCUCCCCAGCAUGGUGGUUUUGUACCACGAGAAUGAUUAGCUGCAGAGGGCCUAUUUGCUUGUUAGCAGGACAGUUAGACUUUUUUUCACCCUUUUCCUUGAGCAGUUUCUCAUUUCUCCGAACAAUAAUGGUGACUGAUCAAAAAUACAGGUCAUGAGAAUGAAUGGAAUCAUUAAUGAAACAUCUUGAUGAUUGAGCAAAUUCUUUCAAGAAGUACCAUAAGAAAUGUAUGGAGAACAAAGUGGAGAAUAUGCAUAUUGAUAUUAAGAAUUAUUUUGCUUUGAAUGGUUUCCUUACACAAGGAAGGUAACCCGGAGAUAGACCAGCAUAAAUCUUGUUCACAGAGUGAUGUCAGUUACUUUAAUGACGAGGCCGUUGAAAGGGUUUAGUCUAGCAUCCAGUCCAUUCAUUUUUCAAAAGUAUUUCUUGUUUAGAAAAAAAAAAGAAAACAAGGAAAAACAGCUUCUGGCCAGUUCAUAAAUUGUGAAUUUUCUAGCUUGCGAAUACUGCCGUCGACCAAUAAUAGCUCCUGAGUGUUUUCUGGACAGAUUUUACGUCAUCAUUAGUGGAUUUUUGUGGUUGAGGCGCAGACGUCCCUAGCGGCAAGAAGCUAGGGGAGACGGCUGUAUUUGCUGGCUAUGAUUUUUCAUUUUUACCCAAUAAAGCUGGUUAUUUGAUUUACACCAGAAACUCAUAAGGGUACACCUAAUUAUUGUUGUAUUCAACAACUAGAAUCACAUGUAGCUAAAGCUUGAAACUACAGAAAGCUUUGGUGACGUGUGCCAGAAACUUGCAUUUCGUAAAUCGGAAUUAAAAAGCUUCAAGGAAAACAAAAUAAUACAAUGACAAAAAGUAAAUAAGGUUAAAAUACAUUGCAGAUUCACGGAGCCUGAGAGUUAAAGCAUACCCUGCCAGUAACAGUUUUAAAAUACUCUCUCGUAAGUGCAAAAGAAAUAUAAAACUAUAAAUAGAUUAUGAGUUGCUAAAUUUAAAAGUUUGAUUUUUGAAAACUUAUCGCAUAAGGAUAAAUAACGGUAUAGCAGUAUGUAAUAAUAUAACAAAGUGACUGCUGCAACUUAAAGCUCGCUACGGUGAAGUUUUUUAGUCUUGUUUAUCACCAGACUGAGGUUUAUUGGCCUUCAUUCUCUAAAUGACCAACAUUAAACUGUACCGAAUACUCUAGUUUCAAAAUAUAUUUUGAAGUUAUUUUCAAAGUAAAAUAUUUUUAGCUUAAAUUUAAAUGUCAGGACUGAGAUGAAUACAACCCGUAAAGCUUAUAAUUGUCCAUCACACUUGUGUUCUCGCAGUUUCCUUAGUUAUUUGAACAUUUUAUUUUCUGGAUAUUUUUAAAAGGUCAUGGGUGAUCUUGAAGUGAAAUAACCAUAUUUUUUGAAAAUUAUGGUACUUAACCAAUAGAUCAAUGGUCGAUAAAUGAUAUUGAGGAAUGAUGCCUAGGUUUCUUCUGAUUUCGAGCUUGAUAAGAAGAAGGAGAACUUGGGUAAUUUGUUUUUGUAGUGGUGCGACUUUUUUUGUUAGCCAAGAAAAGGUUAACCGAGGGUUCUUUUUUCGUAGAUGGGGAUAUGGUGGACAAUAGUACCCAGACUCCCCGUGACGACGAUAGUGGUAAGCCGGAAGAGGAAGUAACUAUUGAAGAGGACGAUGCAACCGGAGCGGCACCGGAUAACCCGGAACAAGCCGACAAAGAAGGUAAAUUAAUUUAAACAUUCAACUUCCGUUCGCAAAAACGUUUCGUCAUUUAUAAUAGUAGCAUUUUCUCAAAUGAUUUCUUUGAAAGCAAUCUCUCUAGUACUAGAACUACGUGUCUUGCGAAACCUCACGAAUCUCGGAGUCUUGUUGUGCUGGUGAGGUUGGUUCUUUUUUCAUGCAUGUGAAAGAGUAAAAGACAAUGAGCAGUACUCUAAUCUGGUACUGUCUCUUUUUAAUCGUUCACUUGACGUUUGACCUCUUUUUUAGAGUAAGACGAUUAAGUCAUAUAUCAAGCAUGAGACGCAGUGUUUCAUCACCAGAUUCAACACUGAGAAAAUAUGACGCGCAGCGGAGUAUUUUUGACGAACUUCGAGGUGCUUCAUCUGGUGAUGAAACACUGUUUCGAAUGCUUGAUAUUACUUCUCAAACAAAAUGAUGUUAGAAGGAGAAAUCAAGGAUGCAAAAAUGAGCAGUUUUUCAUCUGAUUUCCAAAGACUCGUUAAACAUUAAUUUCCUUUGUAUUUUCUUUAUGAAUUUUUAAUGAGUUUGAGAAUUAGUUUUAAUAACUUGGUCAUCAGGUGAAGUAGCUGAGGCGGCGGAAGAGUCAGGAGCCGACAAAUACGACGAUGAUGAAUUCGAAGAAAGUCCGGAAAAGGACAAAGAAAAAGAAAGCGAGAGUGGACCAAAAGAGGAGACGGACAACGAAAACAACGAGGCGAAAAAUAAUGAAGACUACAAGGAGGAUUUUGAGUCUGAUGAGGAGAAAGAAAAAGAAAACGGUGACGGUGAAGAGCCAGACAAGGAGUCCGAUAAGGAGUCCGACAAGAAGUCUGAUAAGGAGUCCGAUGACGAGUCUGAUAAGUCUGAUAACGAGUCCGACAAGGAGUCUAAUAAGUCCGAUAAUGAGUCUGACAAGGGGUCCGAUAAAAAGUCUGAGAAGUCCGAUCAGGGGUCCGACAAGGAGGAAGAACCUGAGGAGGAGAUUCAGGAUGAAACAGAAGAUAAACAGCCAGGAAAGCAGGAAGAAGCUGAUGAAGUUGAUGAAGUGGAGGAGGAAACAGAUGGCAGACAAGAUGAAGUAAGAGUUAUGUUAUGUUUGUGGGCGGAGAUGGUAAAACGAUGAGUAUGAAAAUAAAGAAUGGUGUGUGAUGUUUUUUUGUAACAAUGUAUAAUUAUUUGAUACAGGGCUUCUUAUUUUUAUGAUCUGUGGCUCUCGCAACAUAAUCCUUGGAGUGCCUUGAUGGUGGCAACCUUACUUUAUAGAAUAGAAAAAAGACAAUAGAAAAUAUAAUAGAAAAACAUUUUACUCACGAGGACAGGUUUUUCUAUGAACUAAGCCCUUCAUUAAUGUUCUUCAUAUUUCAGUAGAAGUGAUUAUCAUUUUAUUUUUGUUUCUUUACGAACCUAUAACUUGGCGACUAUUUUCCAAAUCAAGUCGCCAGUUACAAAAUUUUGUGCGCCAUGGCGACUGAAAUGGUCGCAACUUGGAGGGUUGCAUUAUUGCCUUAGAAUAACUCUAUUAUACACAGGCGUGUCGUUUUUUACUGUAGUGAAUUGAUAAUUAAGAACCGGUUCUUCUUAACUCAUCCAGUAUAAUUCCAGUUCUAGCAGUAUGAAGAAUCUUAGUCACAUGAACCUAGAGUAGUAUCCUUAGCUCCCAUGGGUCUCCUGUAGCUUAGUGGUAGAGCAUCUGGACUAGUAACCAGAAGGUCUUAGAUUCAAUUUCAAUGGAAUACUCGGUUUUUUUCUUUCGAGCUGCUUGUGUCAUUGACUGCAAAAAAACAUCUUUCUCAGUUCUUCUUUAUUGGCAAAAACUUUACUGAACAUUGCAGUCUGCUUUCCCUACAGUCUUCUAAUCGGCCAGGUAGUGCAGCAAGCUCAGAGGGGAAGCAGAGCAAGAAUGUCUCAUUUGAUGAAGACGUCACUGUGUUUGAAGACGAAAAAGAUGAAGUUCCAGAAGAAGAACAAACACAAAACCACGAAGAAUCCACGGUAGAUAAAGAGGAAGAAGUCCCUGAUGAGACUGAGGAGAGCGGAGCGAAGGCGGACGAGGAGGAAAACAAAGACGGAAUUGAUGCUGAAGAAACUGUCAGAUCUCCUGAGCCGGAUGACAGCAGCAGCAGCAGUAGUAGCAGCAGCAGUGAGAGUGAGAGCAGUGACAGCGAAGACGAGGAGAAAUCAGGUAGGAAAGGAACCGAUCAUUUUCCGAAGAUUUCGAAGGUUCAUCUAAAAUUGUACGAUGGACAUGCGAUCAUUUUGCGCACAAUCUUGGAACUCUAUCUGACAAUUUAAGAAACGCAUGGUAACUUUAUUAGUUUGUAAUUUGCCAGUCGUUGAGGUAUAUCCAAGACUCUUUGUUGUUAAUAGCUGGACUACAGAUCACUGUUUUACAUCUGACUAAUGAUAUCACUGCUUCAUUAGAUUUUUAUCACUGAUGAAAUCACUGCUAAUAAAACAAACUGAGGGACUCAUGGGUUGAUUACCCCCUUUACUUGAGCAAACUGGUCGGUUCACGGCUUGGGCAAAUGAUAAGCAAAAUUCAAGACUGGUAAAUUUCGUCCCGGAAUCGCUUUUACCAUUUUUGCACAAAUCAGUUUUAUUUAGUAAAAAUGGCCGCGAACGCCUGAAACUGGUAUCAAAGAUAACUUUGAAGAAAUGAAACACGAAUUUCCGUUUGAAACAUUCCUCCUGUGAUAACAGAACUACUCUUCAAGAAGCUCCGUUGUUCCCGGAAAUUUGCCAUUGAAACGACCCGAAAGUCGUGUCUUAUUUACUACUUUCCAACCGGAAUUUCUGGAAACAUUUGUAAAUGGUUAACAACGAUGAACUUACAUGUUUAUCAACAGAUGGUGAUUCAAAGAAGAAGAAAAAGAAGCUUGUCAAGAUAACAAGUCAUGAUCCUGGUAGUGACCCCGACUUAGUCUCCACCGGUCAGUUGCCUGACCAAGCCUUAAAAGCUGUUGGAGUGAAGCCUGGAGCCAAGCAUGAGGGCUUGGUCCAGACCCUUUUAGAAGGGAAAGAGGACAUUGACAUAGCUGAUGUUGAACUGACUAAAGAUCAGGUAAAUUUAAGUUGUGUCUUUUUACCACUGUCUGGUAGUUUACCUGUAAAAAUUCCACUCUAGAGUGAGGAAGUCCGUGAAAGUGAAGCGUUGCUUGACCAUCAGGCAGCAGUGGUCAGUCCAGAGCUUUUCUACUUUUGGAAAUGUUUUGAUCGCGAACCAAAACAAGCAAUUACCCAACCACGUGAAAGUGCUGCUGAAGAGAUUUUAUUUGAGGAGUCAAGGUUAAAGGAAUUUGUCCACAGACUUAGAGGAAGAACAACUUUACACCUCCUCAAAAUUGAUUUCCUCAUCAGUAAGUGAGUGAGUCAAAGAAACUAAGGUCGAAAAUCCCGCUUAGUUCUCUUGGUGGACGAGUGAAAUCCCAAAGUAUGACCUUUGAAUCAAGACUCUGGGUGCUUGCACUAGAAACUGUUUUUUGAUGCUCUGUUUCGCCAUAACUGCUUUUGGAAGUGCAAAGAAUGAUUUAUUUCUUAUUUCUGUGAUUUCUAGUUUGAAGAAGUUUCCAAAAUUUUAGAUGCUAGAGAAGAGCUCGGAUCUUUUAUUCUUCGAAAUACCGGAGCUGAUGACUCCUCCCUGGAGAUUCUAGUGGAUCCUCUGAAGAAUUCACAUGUGAAAGUAAGGAUCGCAGUUAAUACAACUGAAUACACCAGUAACAUCAUUUAACUGAGACCGCACUAGUUAGAGUAAAUGAAUGUCAAAUUAAGUCUGAAAGGAUCUUUACUCCCACGGCAAACGAAUUAAUGUUUGAAUUACUUGACGUAAAUAGUUAUAGCCUUUUAGCAUUUUAUCUUAUAGCCAUAGUCAUUAAGUCUACUAUCGUAUCCCACAGUUUUUAUAUUUUUAUCUUUUAGUUGUUUAUUUUUUACAGGACCCCAUUGACAACAGUGUUUUUAUACACUUUUUUUUUGUAUCCUGUUAAAGGAUUCGUUAAAAUGAUGAUGGCGCUUUGUACAGUGGAUGUUUCUACGCGAAUGACACCCAAAUGUACCACUCUAUCAACGGUCGAGCAUGUUUUGCAGAUUUGUUUUGCAUGGAAUUACUUUUUGGUUGAAUUAUUGUAAAGGAAAUAUUUGUCCUCGUAGAUGCUGAACCUAAGUGUAAACAGCAUUGGACCUGACGGUGCUAAACACGUGGCUGAGAUCAUCAGGGAAAACAAGUCGCUUAAAAUGCUCUUGUGAGUAGUGUUCUGUACAGUUUAAUUCAAUGUUAUUCUUGUUUAAAUUGCUGUUUGCAAAGAGAGUAGAUUAAGCAAAGGUAUUGCCCCUUAAAAUAUGGCACGACAGCCCGGAAAUCGUAGGAGAGCGCUUGUUUUAACUUCAGUUGCGUUCGCUGACGUUAUAGUGCGUGGUCCUGAGGCAACAGUCACAAACAAAAUCUCGCGUUGUCUUUGCCAAAUGACCAACCCGUGCGAGGCCUUAGUGAUCGUGAAGCGCAUUUUUUACGAACUCACAGCACCGUUAGAAACUCUUUCAACAUUACAGUCACCGUUGACCGUCAAAAUAAAAAAUGCAGUUUUUUUGACGAAUUCGCAGUAUUGUUAGCAUCGUUAUAACGUUUUUUUUUAUCGUGUUGUAGAUUGCACGCAAAUCCUUUAGCUGACAAGGGAGUGCAAGUCAUAAUAGAAGCUAUACUUGAAAACCCAAGCCCAUCACUGAUGAACUUGGACCUGGGAGACUGCGGUCUAACACAAGAUGGCGCUCAACACAUUGCAAGACUGAUUGAGAAUAACAACAGUAUCACAAUUCUUACGAUCAGCGGUAACUCGAUUCAACUUGAAGGAUGGCAGAAGAUUAGCAAAGCUCUGUCGUCUAAUACCUCGAUAGAAAACUUGUCUCUUGAUUUUAACAAGAUUGGAGACGCGGAAGCGAUCGUUAUUGCUGAAGGACUGCAGAGGUGCAAGAGCCUGCGAUCUGUUGAUUUAGAAGGGAACAAGAUUGGCGAUAACGGAGGAAGAAGACUGUUCGAAGCAGUUAAGCUUAAUAAGUCAAUAGUUGACCUCACACUUGUUCCUAUGAAUCAAAUAUCAAGGGAGAUUGUGGAUGAAAUCAAAGAGUUUCUGGAUCAGAGAGCGAAGGGAAAUGAACCAGAGGAUGCUGAACAGAAUAAUCAAGAUAUCGGCGAAGAUCCACAACCUGACAAAGGCAGUGCUGAGCAGUCUCAGGACAAACAAGAUAGGGACGAAGAAGCAGAAAAAGGAGGCGAUGAUACAAGAGAGGAGCAGGAAGCUACGGAAAACGAGCAGCAACGUGACAUGGUUCCUGAAUCAAGUGACGGACAGGUGGAGCAGGGUGACAACGAGGAAAGAAAGGAAGAGACGAAUGAACCUGCUUCCUCUAGUGCUGAAGAAGGCGGAAAUGAUUCACCAGAAGAAGAUCAACCUGAGAGACAGCCUAAGGCUGAUGAGGUGAGUCAACCAGCAGAUGGUACUUCCACUGAGGAGGCAACAUACACGGAACCUUCCAAGGAACAGGAAACUGCGUCAGCGGAAAAUGAUGAAAGUGAAAAGAAAAUCGUGCAAGAUGAGGAGGAGGGAGAAAAAGAGCGGGGGCCUCCUGAGAAUGAUCAAGAACAAAGUGGAGAGGCAGCAAAGGAGGGCUCCGAGCAGAAGCCUUUGAACGAGGCGUCUUCAGAUUUCGGGCCUUCUGCUGAGGCGCCUUCAGAACAGGAGCCUUUGAACGAAGCGCCUUCAGAACAGGAGCCUUCGAACGAGGUGCCUUCAGAACGGGGGCCUUCAAACGAGGUGCCUUCAGAACAGGAACCUUCGAACGAAGCGCCUUCAGAACAGGAGCCAUCGAACGAACUUCCUUCAGAACGGGGACCUUCAAACGAGGUGCCUUCAGAACAGGGGCCUUCUGAUGAACAGCCUUCGGAACACGGGCCCUCUGAUAAAGGAUCCUUAGGAGAAGAUAGUCCUAAAGUAGCUCCGUCAGAAGGUGAGAAAGAACACUCGGCGCCUUCUGAUUUAGUACCCUCUGUGGAUGACAAGACAAAGGAAGAGUCUCCAGUAGCAGCUGAAGAGACCAGAUCUGAAGUAAAUAACGUGUAAAUAAUGGAGGAACUCUUGCAGAUACCCAUUGCAGAAAGGAUAUCACCCGGCCUCUUUAUAGAAGCCCUAGUCUUUCUAAACAGAAGUCCCCUGGAGAUCCUUCUCGCCCAUAGAGGAGGAAAAGACUUUGUUAAGACGAGUGGGCCUUCACCUCUCUCUUUUUGUCCAUUCACUGGGAUGAAUGAAGUUAACAGCAGUUCUUUUCCAUAGGAUGCGAGAUAAGUGCUGCGUGCGAUAAAGCAGUACACAACCUCGUCCUCAGCGCGCUUUUCCCUGGCAAGCGCCCUGGGGACGAGGUUGAACAGUACACGCGCGUGCGUCCUCCUCCCUCGUGGUAAGCGCCGCCUGUUGCCUAUUUCCUUUUCGUAAACGGUCGUUGCCUUUUUUAACGGUCGAGACCAGGAUUGGUACUCAAGCCUUUAGGCACCAUAGAUUUAGUAUAUACCUAGGAUUAAAUUACAAUAAGGCAAAUAAUACGUUUUUGAAUAGUCUUAGAAAGAACGAUGUUGAAGCCAGGUUAAAUUUACGUUAUGGAAAGGGCUAAGAUCACCUGUUAGUGAUGUAACAGUUACGAAUAACAGUUAAACUGUCCUUGUAAAAUUUUUCGGAAUUUUUGCGGGUCGGUGUAGUAGUAUAGUGGUAAGGGAGAGAGAUUAGGGUACGAAAGGUGCGGGUUCAACCCUGGGUUGCAAUUUUCUUUCUUUUUAAUAGAAACAGUGUCAAUAACAGGUCAAAAAUGUUUAAGUGUCUUAAAAAUGGCAGCGAGCGUUUACGAAAGGAACAACUGCUCCGCCGUUCUUAUUUGCACCCUCAAUUUCUCGUGCUUCUGCUAAGUAGGUUAUGCUAUGAGGGAAUUAAAUUUUUAAUAGGGUUGGUCGAUGUCUUGAAAUUUAAUCAUUUUUACUUAAAAGAUUCGUUUUGUUGUACUUAAGAGAUUUUAAAACUAUUUUAAUAUUUCGUUUUGAAAGUAAAAUGUGCAUUUGUGCAUUAUUUAUUCACCGUUCAGCCUUGAGUGUGCGUGACGCGUUAUUCGGAAUAGCGUCCUACGUAACGCAUUUAGAGUGUUGUGUGACAAUGAGGGAGAAAUGCAACAUUAUUCGUGAAAAAAGAUGGGAUGAUUUGCUGACAAAGUCGACUUGAUAUGAGAAUAUAUUUUUGACUUUCUUAUGAACCAUUGCGUGUUUUAGAAAGUAAAAGCUCGCGUAAAUGUUAGGUUUGAAUUAAAUAGUGAUUUGUCUUUAUUUUUUUAAUGUUGUCUUCCGAAAGGACCCGAGAAAUCCUUAAUUGACCAUGGAUCUUACGGUAAUCAACGGAAGCUUUACGAGUCUUGUGGAUUUAUAUUAAACUCUGAUGGUUUGAACUCUAGAAAUCCUACGUACUUCAGUACUUAUGUAACUGUAUGAAUCAGUUUAAUUGUAAAAUAAAGGACUUGAAUGACGGUGUAAAUAAUAUUUAUGACCUGUUGUGGACUCCAGUGGUUUGCGGCUCUAAUAAACGAGUUUGUUUAAUC
Molecule: messenger RNA, 32308 nt
Organism: Porites lobata
Lineage: Eukaryota; Metazoa; Cnidaria; Anthozoa; Scleractinia; Poritidae
Source: the annotation of a GenBank genome assembly